AUGAACAAGCUCGUCGACACCGACAACUUUUUUGUGCAAAAGCGUGAUGUUACUGGUCGGCUUGGUAUGUUUGCAAUUCAGAAAUGUACAGCAGCGAUGAGGAUGUUGGCCUAUGGGGCGACGGCUGACUUGCACAACGAAUCUUUGAGAAUGAGCGCACAACUCAUUCGCAAAUCUCUCAUCAAGUUCGUUGAAGGUGUAAUUUCUAACUUCGGCGAUGAGUACUUGCGAAAGCCCAACGAAGUAGACUUGGCAAGACUUCUGCAUAUUGGAGAACAACGUGGGCUUCCAGGUUCGAGAAAUGAUAUUAGUGUGCUUGAUCAAUCUCCUGUUUUUGAUGAUAUUUUGGAAGGUCGAGCACCGAAGGUCAAUUACAUAGUGAAUGGCCACGAAAAAAAUAUGGGAUAUUAUCUCACUGAUAGCAAAUAUUCUCAAUGA
Molecule: messenger RNA, 438 nt
Organism: Salvia splendens (bonfire salvia)
Lineage: Eukaryota; Viridiplantae; Streptophyta; Magnoliopsida; Lamiales; Lamiaceae
Exons: 2
Coding region: 1-438 (145 amino acids)
Source: RefSeq, a predicted model, not a curated record